Molecule: messenger RNA, 1930 nt
Organism: Ficedula albicollis (Collared flycatcher)
Lineage: Eukaryota; Metazoa; Chordata; Aves; Passeriformes; Muscicapidae
Product: inositol 1,4,5-trisphosphate receptor-interacting protein-like 1
Exons: 2
Coding region: 45-1499 (484 amino acids)
Cellular component (GO): membrane
Source: RefSeq, a predicted model, not a curated record
AGCGCUGUCCCAGGGAUGAGCAUCAAGUGGACACACACGGCCAGAUGCUGUGCUGGAUGAGGGUCAUAAUGAUCAUACUACUCCUCCUCUGGCUUGUGCAAUGGAUCCUCCAUUACAUCAACGUGUACCCAGAUGAGGUCCUCAACCAGCAGCGGGCUCAGGUGCUUCAGGAGCUGGCCCACAGGACCCUGGAGCUGAGUGUGGGGACUGGGGGAGCUGUGCUCUUGACUGCCUUACAGCAGUGGCUGUUCUGGGCCAUUGCUGGAGUCCUGGUGCUGCUCUUGGCACUCUGCUGGUGGCUCAAGAAAAGGAUCUGUGAGGUGGACAGCAGCAGGGACUCAGAGAGUGAAGAAAGUGAGGAAGAAAACCCUGCUGAGAUGAAUAUGAUCUGGAUCUUUUCAAAACGCUUCCAGCUGUCAGUGCCAAAGCUGGCCUCCAGGAGACGGGUGGUGCAGGAGCUGCUGAGUGACCUUCUCCAAGUCUCCCAUAGUCUCUUUUCAGACAGCUUCUUCCCAGUGCUGGAACCAGUCAUUGGGGUGGGCAGUGCCUGUGAAGGAUGGAGUCCCCAUAAGGAGGAGGAUGUUAUCUACUGCAUGUUUGUGCCCCUGAAGCCUCCCCCUGGGCAUGCCUUCCACCUGGAGCCAGACACCACGGGGCAGACGCCGCAGGCGACCAUGCGCAUCCGUGUGGAGCAGGUGUGCACUUGCACUGGGAAACAGCCGGACCAGAGCAUCCUGUGCUUCCUCCACCACUCUGCGGAGGAGCUGAAGAGAAACCAGAUCACCAGCCUUCUGCACACCCUCUGCACUGGCCCUUACCUAGACGGGGAGAAAAUUGCCCUCUGGUUCCAGACGUUUGUGAUCUCAGCCUGGUCGGUGGUGCCUCAGUCCCGUCACUACAGCAUGAAGGUGCUUCCCUCCUGCCGCUCCUGCAAGAUGAGGCUGGUGAAAGACUCUGGGAGAAGCUUUUUUGUGGAGAUGGUAUUUAGUGUGCAGCAAGGUGACUCGGACAUCUUCCUGAGCAGCCAGCCGACAGGGGCCCAGUUCCCCCCGAGCACCACAUGGCUGGAGAGCUAUGCUGUGGCAGAGGCAAAGUUCUUCAGGCAGGUCGCCAUGCAGGCUCCACCCCGCAGCUGCCACCUGAAAUGCCUGCGGCUCUGUGCCCGCCUUCUGGAGGGCUCGGGCAUUUCUGUUUAUGCCUUGAAAACCACGGUCAUGCACCUCCUGACCUUGAUCCCUCUGUCAGAAUGGCAGCACAAGUAUCUCCUGAUGCGGGUGGAUGACAUCAUGCACUACCUGCGCUGCUGCCUAGAGGAGAAACGCCUCAAGCACUUCUUCUUUGGCAACGAGGACAUGCCCGAGGAGAUCUCCUUGCCCCCAGACUUCCAAGAGGCACAGCCCCUAAACCUCUUCCAGCACCUGGUACAGGAUCCAUCUGCCCAGACUAAGGCCUUGAAGGAGUUUGAUGAUCUGCAGUAUCACCUCUACUUUGGGUUUUGAAUGAGACAACUGUAGAAUCACAGAAUCAUGAAACUGUAGAAGAGUAGAAUCAUUUGGUUUCUACAAAAAUACUUCCAAUAUCAUUCUAACCAUACUUUGACCUUUUGGGAGCUUUAGUUGAUAUAAAGUUUAUGGCAAAAAAGUUGAACAAACACUAUCUCUGAGCAACCUUGGUGUGGAAUGAGGCUGUUCAGCUACCACAGAGUUGGAGAUCAUUUGGUAGAAGACCUGAAGCAGAGGGCUCUGGUUUCUCUGAUUCCCUGCCUACGGCUCCCCCACUCUCCAUGCUCCUGCACUGAGGAAAUAGAAAUAAUUGGUCACUCUCCACAGCUGUGCUCUCUGCCAAGUGGCAUUUAAUGGUGCUGCCCUCCAGCCACCCCUGCAAAAGGGCAUUCCCUUUUUGAGAGAGUCCACUUCUCCUGUGAGCUUUA